AUGUCUCGUCGAUCGAGGCGGGACGUGGCGUCCUCGCCGUUCGCGUGGACCACGGUCUUUUACCUGCUCCUCGUCUUCAUUGCUCCUUUGGCGCUUUUGGGAACCGCACAUGCAAAGGAAGAGCAAGCACCUUUACAAGAACAAAUGGGACCUGUUAUUGGUAUUGAUUUGGGAACGACGUACUCAUGUGUUGGUGUCAUGAAGAAUGGCAAAGUCGACAUUAUCGCAAACGACCAGGGUAACCGAAUCACUCCUUCCUAUGUCGCCUUUACCGACGAUGAACGGCUGGUUGGGGAUGCCGCAAAGAAUCAAUACGCGUCAAACCCUAGGCGAACUGUCUUUGAUAUCAAACGUCUUAUUGGCCGUAAAUACGAAGACAAGGACGCUCAAAAUGACAUCAAGCACUUCCCAUUCAAGGUGGUGAAUAAGGAUGGCAAGCCACAAGUUCGCGUUGAAGUCAAUGGAACACCAAAGAACUUCACUCCCGAAGAAAUCUCCGCCAUGGUGUUGGGCAAGAUGAAGGACAUCGCCGAAGGAUACCUCGGCGAAACAGUCACCAACGCUGUUGUUACCGUUCCAGCCUACUUCAACGAUAACCAGAGACAGGCCACCAAGGAUGCCGGAACCAUUGCCGGCUUGAAUGUUCUCCGUGUCGUCAACGAGCCUACCGCGGCCGCUAUUGCCUACGGACUUGAUAAGAAAGGCGACGAGCGCCAAAUCAUUGUAUACGACCUCGGUGGUGGUACUUUUGAUGUUUCCGUCCUUUCCAUCGACAACGGUGCUUUCGAGGUUUUGGCGACCGCUGGUGACACCCACUUGGGUGGUGAGGAUUUUGAUCAACGAGUCAUUACUCACCUCGCUAAGCAAUACAACAAGAAGAACAGUGUCGAUGUUACCAAGGAUCUCAAGAGUAUGGGCAAAUUGAAGCGCGAGGUUGAAAAGGCAAAACGCACUCUUUCAUCCCAAAUGUCCACCCGUAUUGAAAUCGAAGCUUUCCAUGAUGGAAACGACUACUCUGAGACUCUAACCAGAGCCAAAUUCGAAGAACUUAACAUGGAUCUCUUCAAGAAGACUCUCCGCACUGUCGAGCAGGUGCUCAAGGAUGCUAAAGUCAAGAAGUCCGAUAUCCAUGACAUCGUCCUUGUUGGUGGUUCAACUCGUAUUCCCAAGGUUCAGCAGCUCCUCGAAGAGUUCUUUGGUGGAAAGAAGGCAAGCAAGGGCAUUAACCCCGAUGAAGCUGUUGCCUUUGGUGCCGCCGUUCAAGGUGGUGUCCUCUCUGGUGACGAGGGAGCUACCGAGGUCGUCCUCAUGGAUGUCAACCCUCUGACUCUUGGUAUUGAAACCACUGGUGGUGUCAUGACCAAGCUGAUCCCUCGCAAUACUGUUAUUCCCACUCGCAAGUCUCAGAUCUUUUCGACCGCGGCUGAUAACCAGCCCGUUGUCCUUAUCCAAGUUUAUGAAGGAGAGCGAUCUAUGACCAAGGAUAACAACUUGCUGGGCAAAUUUGAGCUCACAGGAAUUCCACCAGCUCCACGUGGCGUACCACAAAUUGAAGUCUCCUUCGAACUUGAUGCCAAUGGUAUCUUGAAGGUUACUGCUGGCGACAAGGGCACCGGCAAAGCUGAGUCUAUUACUAUCACCAAUGACAAAGGUCGCUUGUCUCAGGAAGAAAUCGACCGCAUGGUUGAGGAAGCCGCCAAAUUUGCGGAUGAGGAUAAGGCCAUGAAAGCCAAGAUUGAAGCACGGAAUGGACUUGAGAAUUAUGCCUUCAGCUUGAAGAACCAGGUCAAUGAUAAAGACGGAUUGGGUGGCAAGAUUGAUGAAGAUGAUAAGGAAACUAUCCUUGAAGCUGUAAAGGAGGCCACCGACUGGCUCGAUGAGCACGCCGCUACCGCCACCACUGAAGAUUUCGAAGAACAGAAGGAGAAAUUGUCCAAUGUGGCAUACCCCAUCACCAGCAAAUUAUACGGUGGCGCUGGAACUGACGGAGAGUCGGAUGAACCAUCUGGACACGAUGAAUUGUAA
Molecule: messenger RNA, 2025 nt
Organism: Uncinocarpus reesii 1704
Lineage: Eukaryota; Fungi; Ascomycota; Eurotiomycetes; Onygenales; Onygenaceae
Product: heat shock protein 70
Exons: 6
Coding region: 1-2025 (674 amino acids)
Biological process (GO): cellular response to unfolded protein; endoplasmic reticulum unfolded protein response; protein refolding
Cellular component (GO): endoplasmic reticulum lumen; membrane; cytoplasm
Molecular function (GO): heat shock protein binding; ATP-dependent protein folding chaperone; ATP hydrolysis activity
Source: RefSeq, a predicted model, not a curated record